UAACGUGUAUGGGACCAUGGUACAAGACAGCCCGCGUAUGCAAUAUUCGCCGUAUAUAGGCAUUCCGCAUCAAUCUAACAUGCAGCCACAGAAUAUAGGUAGAGCAGUGUCCAGCAUUGAUCCUAGAUACCUUUCUGCAUAUGAGACUCCAACAGUGACUUACGGUCAACAGAAUAUGCCUAGGGAGAAUUCAGCAUUUACAGAUUACCAAAGCCGCGUUUUUGUUGGUCCAGACCGAGUAGAAAAUAAGCAUUAUCCACAACAUCCGUAUGGUAUGCAAUCUGCACCGAUAAAACCACCUGCCCCAGAAAGAACUAUGAUGAAGAAUCCAAUUGAAAAUCAGCCAAAACAGAAUAUGAGAAAUGUCGCGAACAUAAAGCAAGAAGUUGAUUUAUCGAACGAGGAAGGGAGAGUUAAAACUAGAUCAGACAAACUAAAAGAAUUACACAAAAUUGGCACGAAGGUAUUUUCCGGGCCAGUAGAGAAGAUCCUCAAAUGGAAUAGGGCUGUUCAAGAAAUUGGAGCCGCGGUAUUAUUCGAGAUCGUCGGUAAAUGCGUAUCCAUACGUCCUGAACAUCCGUCGUCCAAAGCCCUUGUAGUACGGGAUGAGAACGGCCCAGCCAUGCAGGUUGUUUACCACGAGAUUGACUUCCUGCUACCAGAGCUGACUGUGCCUUGUAUGGUCAGGGUAAUAGGUCGUAUGAAGCCCGGUACAUGCAGGCUACAAGCGUUCAGCGUGCGCGCGGCUAGCGGCGACGACAUAGCGACACUGCCGCGCCGCGCUGCGGUCGCCGCGCAUCAUGUAGCCAAACUGUGCAAGGACUUUAGACAAAAUUAGACUGAACUUCCU
Messenger RNA from Aricia agestis (brown argus), 850 nucleotides. RefSeq lists its product as uncharacterized. The coding region runs from base 17 to 838 and encodes 273 amino acids. The record is from RefSeq and is a predicted model, not a curated record. NCBI's taxonomy places the organism in Eukaryota, Metazoa, Arthropoda, Insecta, Lepidoptera, Lycaenidae. The transcript has 8 exons.